Molecule: messenger RNA, 3014 nt
Organism: Apis dorsata (giant honeybee)
Lineage: Eukaryota; Metazoa; Arthropoda; Insecta; Hymenoptera; Apidae
Gene: Gdi
Product: rab GDP dissociation inhibitor beta
Exons: 5
Coding region: 248-1333 (361 amino acids)
Biological process (GO): vesicle-mediated transport; protein transport; small GTPase-mediated signal transduction
Cellular component (GO): cytoplasm
Molecular function (GO): Rab GDP-dissociation inhibitor activity
Source: RefSeq, a predicted model, not a curated record
ACGCUGCAGUAACUCCAUCAGUAGUAAUACCACCAUCACCACUACCUUCGUUCUGCCAGCAGCUCCGUCAUCGGUAGCAAGCGAAAGAAUAAGGUCUUCCGUUCCGGCAUAAUAGUCGUGCGAGUUGGCAGACGCGCGACCGUGGAUUAUCUUUUUUCGAUUUUUAUAGCAUUCCCAAGAAAAACUUACAAGAACUUCGUGUUCAUACGUUUAGUGCUGUGAUCAAUUUCUUUACAUUUCGACGAAUAUGAAUGAAGAAUACGACGCGAUCGUGUUAGGCACUGGACUCAAGGAAUGCAUACUUUCAGGUAUGCUGUCGGUCAGUGGAAAGAAAGUGCUCCAUGUAGAUCGUAAUAAAUAUUACGGCGGUGAAUCUGCCUCGAUCACACCUCUGGAGGAUUUGUUUGCGAAAUUCAAAGCCCCCUCACCUGAUGAAACUUAUGGUCGUGGUCGCGAUUGGAAUGUAGAUUUGAUUCCAAAAUUCCUGAUGGCAAACGGCUUGUUGGUAAAACUUCUAAUUCACACAGGCGUGACGCGUUAUUUGGAAUUCAAAUGUGUUGAAGGAUCGUAUGUUUAUAAAUCGGGCAAGAUUUCGAAAGUGCCGAUUGAUCAACAGGAAGCACUAUCUAGUGAUUUAAUGGGUCUUUUCGAAAAAAGACGUUUUCGCAGUUUCCUUAUAUGGGUACAAAAUAUGCAAGAAGAUGAUCCCAGAACUUGGGAUGGUUUCGAUCCAUUUAAUAAUAGUAUGAGUGCUUUAUACAAUAAGUUUAAUCUCGAUAAAAACACUCAAGAUUUUACUGGGCAUGCACUAGGUCUUUACAGAGAUGAUGAAUAUAUAAGUCAAAGCGCAAUUACUACUAUAAGAAGAAUUAAAUUGUAUAGCGAUAGUUUAGCACGUUAUGGAAAAUCUCCAUAUUUGUAUCCUAUGUAUGGUUUGGGUGAACUUCCUCAAGGUUUUGCACGACUUAGUGCCAUUUAUGGCGGAACAUACAUGUUAGACAAACCGAUUGAUGAAAUUGUAAUGAAAGAUGGAAAGGUUGUUGGUGUACGUUCUGGCGACGAGGUGGCCCAAUGCAAACAAGUAUUUUGUGAUCCCACAUAUGUACCUGAUCGCGUGAAAAAAGUGGGUCAGGUCAUAAGAUGUAUUUGUCUUUUAGACCAUCCAAUACCAAAUACAGCAGAUGCUCUUUCAACACAAAUUAUUAUUCCUCAAAAACAAGUAAAAAAGAUUUAUCUUUCAUUUUCAUUGUGCAUCAAAAUAUUCAUUCAUUUCUCUAUUUAUUUCUUCUUAUAUUUAAGGUUAAUCGUAAUUCCGAUAUCUAUGUAUCUUUGAUAUCGCAUACGCAUCAAGUAGCAGCAAAGGGUUGGUUCAUAGCCAUGGUAUCCACUACAGUUGAGACGAAAAAUCCAGAAGCCGAAAUCAAACCAGGUUUGGAUUUACUCGGAUCAAUUAAACAAAAAUUCAUAUCAGUUUCUGAUUAUAUGGAACCAACAGACACUGGUCUGGAAAGUCAAAUUUUUAUAUCAACGAGUUAUGAUGCCACAACGCAUUUUGAAACUACUUGUUUAGAUGUUCUUGAUAUAUUUAAACGAGCUACUGGAGAGGAAUUCGAUUUUAAUAAAGUAAAGCAAGAUCUAGGCGAUGAAGAUCAGUAACCAUAAGAUAAUUAUUGGUCAGUUUUAAAAAUAGUUCAUGCUGAAUUGAAAAAACGAGCGAAUAUAAUUUAAUGUGUGUAUAUCGAUAACGUCGGCGUUUAUCGAAAUCUAGAAGGAGAUGCGAUCAAUUAAUAAAUUUAUGCCUAAUUCUCUAGAUUCUCUUUAACAGAGAAUUUCAAUAAGAAACGUUAUUAAAAAUUUAUUUUUCAAAUUUAUUCCAAUCUAAUUCUAAAAACUGCCCUUUUUACAUUAUGUCUAAAGUACACGUGUACAACCAUUUUCACAGAAAAUGAAAAUGUUAGAGCUUGUAACAUUUGUCAUUUGGAUAUUCGUCGAUAAAUUUUAACAAAACAAAUUUCAAAAUACAAGAUACUGUGUGGUUUAAGUGUGCCCAUGUAUUCAUCAUGGAUAUAACGUAAUUUGAAUAAAACAUGACAGAGCCGAUUAUCGUGACUUUAUAAAUGUAUCAUAUUUUAAUUAUCAAAUUAAAACAUAAGAAUAUAAUUGUUUAUUGAGAUUGUAAAUGUUAAAAAGUCCUAUAGUUAUAUUACUAAUUGCAGUAGUAAAAAUGCGUUACGACACGAGGUACAAGAUAGAGAUAAUUUAAAAAAAUAAAUUCUACACGCAAUUAUAUAAAUAGCAUGCCGCAGUAUAGAAUUAGAAAAUAUGUCAUAUUGAUUCUGCACAUUUAGUUAUGAUAAUUAUUAAUAUAAAUUUCAAACACAUACGUUAAAGAAUUCAAAGUACAUACGUAUAAAUUAAAGCGCUCGCAAAGAUUAAUUUGCUUGCAAUAGAAAAUAUUACAAAAAAUGGAUGUCAAAAUAAAAUGAAAGAAAAAAAAAGCGGCCAACCAUUUAAAUAUAUAUAUUGAAUAAAUAUAUUAUAUAUACAAUAUAUAUAUACUUUCUCAUUCUUAAAUAUGUUUGAAUGAGAAUAUAAAAAAAAAUGGAAUCGUUGAAAUGUUGUUAUUUUAUGUGAACUGAGAGCUGGAAUAUUUCUUUGUCUAAUAUUUACAAGAUCAUUAAUAUGAAUUUAAAAAACACAUUAAUAAAUUUAAAAAGAAUAAUUAUGUACAGAAUUAAAAUUACUUUAAAAAUUACUAUACGUGUGCACUUGCGUAUGCGUGAAUGUUUUGUUAUUGUGAUUGAUUGGCUAUUUUUCAGAAUUUCUUAUUUCGCUUGCAUUUCUCUUCAAACUGUAAGCGCACCAUGAAUUUGUAUUAUGUAUAAAAUUUAUUGAAAUUUAUUGAACAAAAAAAAAAGUAUGUGAUUUCCUAUUACUUUAUCUAAAACGUUAUUCACGUAACUGUAAUGUGACAGUCAUAAAAAAAAAAAAUAAAUCGUAUUAUAUUAAUUUCA